Molecule: messenger RNA, 1581 nt
Organism: Esox lucius (northern pike)
Lineage: Eukaryota; Metazoa; Chordata; Actinopteri; Esociformes; Esocidae
Gene: tbx6
Product: T-box transcription factor 6
Exons: 10
Coding region: 1-1581 (526 amino acids)
Biological process (GO): heart looping; regulation of transcription by RNA polymerase II; cell fate specification
Cellular component (GO): nucleus
Molecular function (GO): DNA-binding transcription factor activity, RNA polymerase II-specific; RNA polymerase II cis-regulatory region sequence-specific DNA binding
Source: RefSeq, a predicted model, not a curated record
AUGCUGGACAUGUAUCCCAGUUUGGCCCUUGGGCCCCAGAGAGUGGGAGACUGCUACUUCAUAGAGAGGGAGCCGCCUAACCACAUAUCCCUCUACCCCACAUCCUGUGACAUGGCUGCUCGGGCCAUGCCCCCUCACCUUCUGGCCCCGCCCCCUGUUCCGAGCGAGCCAACUUGUAAAGGCCAGCAGGACGCCGUCAAGCUGGAGUUGGAGAAUAGUUCAUUGUGGAAGCAAUUCAGCUCUGUGGGCACAGAGAUGAUUAUCACCAAGAAGGGCAGGCGGAUGUUCCCUCAGCUGAAGGUAAAGCUGUCGGGCCUGAACCCAACGCUGCGCUACAUCCUGCUGCUGGACAUGGUACCUGUGGACGCCUCACGUUACCGCUUCCAGGGGGACGCCUGGCAAGUGGUGGGUGGAGCCGAAGCCCGUCUGCCCGACCGGGUGUUCAUCCACCCAGACUCUCCGGCCACCGGAGCUCACUGGCAGAGCAGGAGCAUCUCAUUCCACCGCGCUAAGCUAACCAACAACACACUGGACACACAAGGAUAUAUUAUACUUCACUCCCUCCAUCGAUACCAGCCACGGGUGCAUGUGAUUGAGGCCAGGGAUGUGUUGAGGUGGGGAGGAGGUCAGCACUCUUUUGUCUUCCCAGAGACCCAGUUUCUCACUGUCACCGCCUACCAGAACAACAAGAUCACUGAACUGAAGAUUCAAUCAAAUCCCUUCGCUAAGGGCUUUAGAGAGGACGGCAUGAAUAGCAAAAGACAAAGGGAUGUGAGACAAAAGAGGAAGCUGGGUGAACCCCUGGAUAUCGUGAGUUGUGACCCGUGUGACUCCACAGAGCUCCAGCCCCAGUCCUCCUCAGAGCUCCAGCCCCAGGCCUCCUCAGGACUCCAGCCCCAGUCCUCCUCAGGACUCCAGAGCAUGGGCUUGUCUUCUCUCCCCUCCCUUCCCUGCCUCCCUGACCCAGUGCAUGGUUACGCCUCCAACGACAGCCCAUUCCAAGAGGGCCCGGCCCCAGAGCAGCGGUCAGCUGUUGACCUGCUGGGCCAGGCCUUCAUUGCCUCCCAGAUGACGGACAUUGUAGUGAAUGUCCACGCUGAUCUGACAAAUGGGCAGCAAGACGCGUCGGGCAACAAAGUCACAGACAGCAUGAUGGACGGGUCCGUCAGUAUGAGUCUUCCCCCUUACACUGAGGCGUAUCCAGACGCUCUCCCGAUCCUUUCCUCCACCACCUAUGACUCCACCCCUCCCUCAGAGCUAGGGCACGACCAGCUCAGCCCACAAACGCCCACUGACCCAUCGUUCCCCACCCUCUCUCCUCCCUCCUCUCAUACCGUCCAACAGGAUGGGGUGACCGGGCAUUGCAUGCUCACUCCCCAGAACCAGGUUACACCAGCUGCCCCCAUCUGCAACCCGACCGUCCCGCUGUCAGGGUUCAACCCCACAGCGUACCCUUACCCAAAUUCGUCCGCAUAUUCCAACAUCAGCCAAGGCACCCCGCAGUCUCCCACAGACCUCUCAGGUUUAUCCCCAGAACCAGAUUGCCACGCCUUCCACUUACCCCCCGAUAGCACCCACUGA